AUGGAAUCGACGACCGUGGACGCAGGUGCAAUGGCAUCGGCCUCGAACAUCCUCCCUCAAGAGCAGGACUAUAUCUCUGCCAUGCCAGUGGAGAUUCUCCGCCAGAUCUUUGAGACACUGGCCACCUCGAGCACUAUCGCCGUCUUGCUUGGCGAUUCCUCACACCCAGCGUCCGAGGCUGGCCGCAGAGGCAUAGUCGCUGUUCCCUUCGUCAACAAGCGUUUUCGAGACAUCAUCAAACCACCCAAGCGUUCUCAGGAAGACUCCAAACCGCUUUGGCCAGAACUCAUCACCCUCGUCACAGUGCAGUGGGGUGUCCCUCAGCUUUCCUGGUUGUACGAAGCCGUUGUCGGAGUUGCUCCCAGAUACAACCGACUUAUCCAGUACUGCGAAGACACCGUCGAAACUACCGCAGGGAAGGCACCCCAGGAUUACCUUCGGCUCUCAGAUACACUCACCAUGACUCAAGUCCGACACAACGUCCGGCACGUUGAGCUACAUCAGUACCCUUGCACCCACUUCUACGCCCCAGACGAGCACCACUUGUUGUUUCAAGGCCUACCACAGCUUCGCACCAUCAGAACCAAGUAUAUGAUGCGAAUCUUCGAUGUCGAUCACAUCGGCGAUAAUUGCAAGGCUUUUGUGCUGCCCAGACGAACGCCCGAAAGCGCAGUACUAGGUCCAUUGUCCAAAGCAGGUCUCGUCUGUGUCAUACAGGACUUUCCGUUGUCACGUCCUGAGGAGCUCGCAUCACACCUGGAGGCCACUUGGGAACAGAACCGCGAUAUUGUAGGAGACUAUCUUCAGCGUUUCAAGACGGUACGCAUCAAGCAUGCCGAGACUAUCCUCGGCGAGCUGUCAGGCGAAGACAAUGGCAACGAGCCUAGUAUGAAAGGGAUUCUAUACGAGCAUGAGGGUGUUGGAAUAGUUGAGUUCGACAUGUUCAUCGAGUUGCACGUUCUGGGCGGAUCGGGUGGCAUGGAGAGCGAGCUCGAGCGGGUGAAGAACGAGAAGGCCUGA
Molecule: messenger RNA, 1020 nt
Organism: Cyphellophora attinorum
Lineage: Eukaryota; Fungi; Ascomycota; Eurotiomycetes; Chaetothyriales; Cyphellophoraceae
Exons: 2
Coding region: 1-1020 (339 amino acids)
Source: RefSeq, a predicted model, not a curated record